CUUUUCUUGGUUUAAUCAUAUAAAUAAUGAGUACGGAAUUACAACUAAUUGAUGUUAUAUUAUUUAAUCAUGUCUAAUAAUUUUUCUCCUCAGUAGCUUUAAGAAUACUGCUUUAUGACUAGGUAAUUGAAAGGAUAGUUAAAAACAAAAUUUUUCCCACUACUGUUGAAUAGUUUUCUUCAGAAUGUCACCCUGCCUUUUAUUGCACCCUGUAAUAAAACUACUUGAAUUGCUAAGAAUGGGGAAGAGAUUGUUUCUGAUGAUUUUCCACACUUUGACCCUCCCCAUUGUAAAAGAUUGCUGUUAGUACUUUUCUGUUAGUUUGAAAAGGAUAUUCCUGUUAACAACAUCUCUCCACACAAGCUCUGUUGGAUAUUUGAUGCCAGUUGCACUUUGUAUUUUUGAAAAUAAUUUGAUUUAAUAAGAAAAUAUGAAGAUUGAAGACAGCAACAAACUUUGUGUUCAGCCACUUGGACGAGAUGAACAAGGGAAUAUUUAUUGGUAUUUUUAUGGAUUGCGUCUUUAUAGAGAAGAAUGUUCCAUACCACCAGAAAGUCUGAAAAUGCUGUGGGAAGAAGAAUGGAGAAGAGAAUGUGAGAAAUAUUUUAACAAUAAAGAAAGAAAAAUGAAGUAUAAAAGCAAAAUUAAAUAUUAUCGAAAGAAAAUGAAAUCCUUUGAAAAAAAUAAAUUGAAGAAUUUGAAAGAUCAAAAUCAUUCACAACCAAAAUGGACUGUUAUAUGUAACACCUUAGAAGAUUGGUAUAAGUUAGCAGAAAGACUUCGUAAAAGCAAAUCAUUAUGGGAGAAAAAAUUAUACAAUGUUUUAGCUGAUGGAUUUCUUGCUGCAAUAGAAAAAUUAGCUGAAGAGAAGGGUGAUAUUUCAGAUUACAAAUAUACAGAACGACGAUCUUCUGCUAGAAUUGAAGAAAAGCAAAGAGAUAAGGAAAUUUUUGACAAUUUUGCAUUAAGAAAUGAACAGACAAUNAAUAUACAUAAGUUUUAUAAAAUUUAUAAAAUUAUCUUGAUUUAA
Centruroides sculpturatus (bark scorpion) is the source of this 1030-nucleotide messenger RNA. RefSeq names its product cat eye syndrome critical region protein 2 homolog. The transcript is spliced from 8 exons. Gene Ontology annotation, biological process: chromatin remodeling. The record is from RefSeq and is a predicted model, not a curated record. Gene Ontology annotation, cellular component: CERF complex. NCBI's taxonomy places the organism in Eukaryota, Metazoa, Arthropoda, Arachnida, Scorpiones, Buthidae. Bases 431 to 1030 code for a protein of 199 amino acids.